AUGAAUGAACAAAAUAAUAUAACAUGUGAGACCAAUAAGCAUGCAAUUUUUUGGUCAGUUGUAAAUGAUGAGGCAAUAAUGCUUGACUGGUAUGAUGAAAGUGGUGAUAAUCCUAACAAAUUGAUCAAUUGUUUGAUGUUGCAAAUGCCAGAAAAAGCCACGGAAGAAGAGGUUGUUUCGUAUGUUGAUACUUUGUUGGAUUUGCAGUUGCCUGAGGAGAAACGCAAGCUCAUCGAAGAGGAAAUUGUGACGCUGUGCAGUGAAUUUUUAAACGCGGGUACGGAUACCACUUCCACUGCGUUGCAGUGGAUCAUGGCCAAUUUGGUGAAGUACCCGCACGUGCAAAAGCGAGUGGUGGAUGAGAUAAGGGAGGUAUUGGGUAAGAGAGAAAAGAGGGAAGUGAAAGAGGAGGACUUGCCGAAACUGCCUUAUCUGAAAGCUGUGAUUUUGGAAGGUUUGAGGCACCACCCACCUGCCCACUUUGUGUUGCCGCAUGCAGUGACUGGGGACGUGGUUUUGAAUGAUUACGUGGUGCCUAAGAAUAGAACAGUGAAUUUCAUGGUGGCAGAGAUGGGGUGGGACCCUAAGGUUUGGGAGGAUCCCAUGGCGUUUAAGCCAGAGAGGUUUAUGAAUGAUGAGGGCUUUGAUAUUACUGGAAGUAAGGAGAUCAAGAUGAUGCCCUUUGGAGCGGGAAGGAGGAUUUGCCCUGCCUAUAAUCUGGCCUUGCUUCAUCUGGAGUACUUUGUGGCUAAUUUGGUUUGGAAUUUUGAGUGGAAGGUUCCAGUGGGAGGGGAUGUAGAUUUGUCAGAGAAACUAGAGUUCACUGUGGUGAUGAAAAAUGCAGUGCAGGACAUCAUCCACUGUUUGAAGAGAUCCAAGGAUUGUUGGACAAAACACAAGUCACCCCCUGCAGUAGUUGCAGAGCAUCUGAUCGGAAAUGUGGAUCCUGACCUUGGUUUGGAAGCACUUGUUCAAUUUCUCAAAGAACAGGAGAAGAACGACAGUCAAAGAAGAAGGAGGAAUGUAUUGUAUGUAAAUGCAAUGGUGUAUGUAAAAAUGAGUGGUACCACUGGAUCCACCAGAAAACCCAAACCCAGUUGCUUUUCCCAUCUCACCACUGCUUCGCAGACACUCUUCUCGGCCAUGGCGCGAAAACCGCUUCUCAAGCAAACCCUAGCCACGCUCUUCCUCCUAUUCGUCCUCUACUCGAUCUUCAACGCCUUCUUCCACCCCACCGAUUCCUCCGCCUUCGACUCUACCUUCUCCUUCAACUCCGCCUCCUCCGUCCUCCUCGCUUCCGGCUACCCCAAAUCCCCUGCCAUCAAGGUCUUCCUCUACGAUCUCCCCCGCAGAUUCACCCACGGCGUCAUCCGCCACCACGCCCUCGCGCGUGGCGCGCGCAUCUCCGAUGAACACGAUCACGUCUCCUCGCUCAAGUACCCAGGCCACCAGCACAUGGCCGAGUGGUACCUCUUCGCGGAUCUCUCCCGAACCGAUUCCGAACGCGCAGGCUCGCCCGUCGUUCGCGUCUCCGAUCCCGAGGAGGCCGAUUUCUUCUUCGUGCCUUUCUUCUCGUCGCUGAGUUUGAUCGUGAACCCGGUUCGACCGCCCGGUUCGGUCGCCGCUUCGGAGAAACCGGUCUACAGCGACGAGGAGAAUCAGGAUGCGCUGGUUGAGUGGCUGGAGGAGCAGGAGUAUUGGAAGAGGAGCAACGGGAGGGACCACGUGAUCGUGGCUUCGGAUCCGAAUGCUAUGUACCGGGUUAUCGACCGGAUAAAAAAUUGUGUGCUGCUUGUCUCCGAUUUUGGGCGGUUGCGACCCGACCAGGGAUCGUUGGUGAAGGAUGUCGUUGUGCCCUACUCGCACCGUAUCAAAACGUACGCUGGUGAUGUCGGUGUCGCCGAUCGCAAAACCUUGUUGUUUUUCAUGGGCAAUCGGUAUCGCAAAGAGGGAGGGAAAAUCCGUGAUAUACUCUUUCAAAUUCUAGAAAAUGAAAAGGAUGUCAUAAUAAAGCAUGGAGCUCAAUCCAGAGAGAGUCGUCGGGUAGCUUCACAAGGAAUGCAUACAUCAAAGUUUUGCUUACAUCCUGCAGGAGAUACUCCAUCAGCCUGUCGACUGUUUGAUGCUAUAGUUAGCUUGUGUGUUCCAGUCAUUGUCAGUGAUAGUAUUGAGUUGCCUUUUGAAGAUGCUAUAGACUACACAAAAAUUGUUGUAUUUGUUGAAACUACUUCUGCUAUAACGCCAGGAUAUUUGGUGUCAAAAUUAAGAUCUGUGUCCCCAGAAAGAAUCAUAGAAUACCAGAAAGAACUAAAGGAGGUUAAGCGAUACUUUGAAUAUGAAGAUCGUGACGGGACAGUUAAUGAGAUUUGGCGUCAAGUUUCAAAAAAACUACCCUUGAUUAAAUUGAUGAUUAACCGUGAGAAAAGGCUUUUUGGAAAAGAAUCGGUGUGCUCUUGCAUAUGUACAAACCAGAGCGCGAUUAGUACCCUAUAG
Molecule: messenger RNA, 2493 nt
Organism: Sphenostylis stenocarpa
Lineage: Eukaryota; Viridiplantae; Streptophyta; Magnoliopsida; Fabales; Fabaceae
Source: the annotation of a GenBank genome assembly